AUGGAUAUUGGGAAGAAGAGGAAAAAGAAGGACACCAUGUAUUCGGAUAUCGGGCCCAGUGCAAAGAAAAGCUGUCGUCUUAUCCCACCAUCAGAAAUAUCACUGGGACCUUCACCAAGCAACGACUGGAGCGAUACUGACAGCUCAGCAUGUGGAGGUAGUCAAAAUACCAGCACCUCCACUGGUUGUAGUUCUGCCGACCAGCGCGCUGGUACUGAAAUACAGCGAGACAACCAUUGUUGUAAUCCAUCUGUAGCGAUCGAUGAUGCGGACUUCUCUGAAGGAGAAAUAGCGCAAGGCGAGCAAAGAACUCCCAUUGAAGAGUUCAGUGAGCUUCAACCGGUUGAAUCGCAGUGCCUUACCUUUUUACUGGACUAUGAUGCUGAUUUCGCUUGUGACACUUACCCUCAAGCUCCUGAACCGGCGGUCAGUUGCCUCACGAAUGCUGAUGGUGUUGAUUUUGCCGACCCCUUGGAAGAUCUACGUGAUCUCUCGCUGGACUCUUUCGCUAGUUUGUUUAACAGUGGAGAGAACGCGUAUGCUGAGCCAUGGUACGACUUGAAUGGAACAUUCGGCCCUUUUUGA
This is a messenger RNA of Cooperia oncophora, 585 nucleotides long. The record is from the annotation of a GenBank genome assembly. Lineage: Eukaryota; Metazoa; Nematoda; Chromadorea; Rhabditida; Trichostrongylidae.